This is a messenger RNA of Lagopus leucura (white-tailed ptarmigan), 1112 nucleotides long. It is a transcript of the gene MRAP2, whose product is annotated as melanocortin 2 receptor accessory protein 2. Gene Ontology annotation, molecular function: corticotropin hormone receptor binding; type 4 melanocortin receptor binding; type 1 melanocortin receptor binding. Gene Ontology annotation, biological process: protein localization to plasma membrane; regulation of adenylate cyclase-activating G protein-coupled receptor signaling pathway. Lineage: Eukaryota; Metazoa; Chordata; Aves; Galliformes; Phasianidae. Gene Ontology annotation, cellular component: endoplasmic reticulum; plasma membrane. The transcript is spliced from 6 exons. The record is from RefSeq and is a predicted model, not a curated record. The coding region runs from base 492 to 1112 and encodes 206 amino acids.
GGAACAGCCUGAGUUAUUAACUUCCUGUAGCCAGCAGCUUCUGGUUUAAUUGCCCUGCCUAGCCUAUGGAACUGAUGUACCAGCUUACUUAGCCUUGGACUGCUCAGUUCGAAAUGUUGUUGCUUUCUGUGCAUGUUUGACUUCUGGGAUGUUCAUUGUUUGCAAGGGGCCGGAAGUCGAUCAAGUUUUCAGACUCUGUACCGGUCAGAUUUGGAGGUGGUUGUUGCUGGUUACAUACAAGGCCAGUUCCAGAUGUGCACAAAAUCAGAUUUGCCUUGGUGGCCCCAGUGGCAGCUUACACCAUGAAACUGUGCUUCAGACAUGGUGUGUGUCCAGUUUCAGAGAACCUUGGUGUCUGUGUGAAAGCGGCACAUUGAAACGCUUCUCACACAGAAAAAUCUAGGUUGGAAGGGACCCCUGGUGGUCAUCUGGUCUGAUCUCCUGCUCAAAGCAUGUUCAAUUAAAUCAGGAUAUAUUUAUUUAGGUGCGAGAUGUCUGCCCUGAGGUUGAUUUCUAACAGAACCUCCCAGCAGGCCUUGUCUAACUCUGAUUACACCUGGGAGUAUGAGUACUAUGAGUAUGGACCAGUGUCAUUUGAAGGCCUGAAGGCUCAUAAAUAUUCCAUUGUGAUUGGAUUUUGGGUUGGUCUUGCAGUUUUUGUCAUCUUCAUGUUCUUUGUUUUGACCUUGCUGACGAAGACAGGAGCACCACAUCAAGAAAAUACAGAAUCUUCUGAAAAAAGAUUUCGGAUGAACAGCUUCGUGGCAGAUUUUGGAAGACCUUUGGAGUCGGAGAGAGUCUUUUCUCGUCAAAUAGCUGACGAGUCCCGGUCACUUUUCCAUUUCUGCAUUAAUGAAGUGGAACAUCUCGACAAAGCGCAACAAAGUCAGAAAGGUCCAGAUCUGGAGAGUAAUAUCCACUUCCAGGAAGUUUCCAGGAGCGGUGGAACAUUAGAGGAGGACCUGAAUUGUCUUACGAAAUUUAACAUUCCUAACUUCGUGAACACUGAGCAGAAUUCUUCACUAGGUGAGGAUGAUCUGCUCAUCUCAGAGCCACCUAGAGUUUUAGAAAGCAAAAUGGCCAUGCAGGCUUCUCAUCGGAUCCUUGACUGA